Messenger RNA from Amphiprion ocellaris (clown anemonefish), 3296 nucleotides. RefSeq names its product family with sequence similarity 163 member Ab (gene fam163ab). The record is from RefSeq and is a predicted model, not a curated record. Bases 887 to 1378 code for a protein of 163 amino acids. Lineage: Eukaryota; Metazoa; Chordata; Actinopteri; Pomacentridae. The transcript has 5 exons.
GAAGCUCACCUUCUCCUGCUCAAACUGCUGACAAAUGUUUCUGCUUCUCUAAAGUCUGGUCUCCAGAACUUCCUAAAAACUCUCAAAGUCUCUUCUGCUGCAGGUUGCUUUGUAGAACUGUUCCAGAAAACCUCACUAAACCACAUGGAGGGGCCUCAAGAUAGUCGUCCAAAUGAAACCAUACAAAAACCAAACUAGUACAACCCAAACGCUAAAGUCUCCUGCAGCCUACCAGAGAACCUCUGAGAACAGAGAAUCAGGACAGGAACUCUUACCUUCUGGACAACCAACAUUGGUUCUCAAACAAGAAUACAGAAUGUGUCUGACCAAAAACCUCUAAAGACUCACUACAGCCAAGAUAAAGACACAACUCAGCUGGACCAAAUCCACUAAUCACUGCACACAUUAGCACCAUGUGCGAACUGUGGCUAAAGAACCACAUUUACCAAGACAACUAUCCAGUACAAAGCCCUAAAACACACCAAGAAACACAUUAAAGAUGAUUUUACUGCUGGAAGCUGCAAGCCAACGCCUAAAGAACAAACUAAAGCAAUGGAGCUAAACCCAGUUCACUGGUGGAGAGAAGCAGAGGAAAUGUUUGUCUGCAGCUAAAUAAAGCAGGAAGACACUGAGCUGCUCAGGUGUUCCUGAUAACACCAAGCAGCCACCUGGACAGCCAAUAGGAACACAGCCACCUGGACAGCCAAUAGGAACACAGCUUACUGGGAGUCCAGAGGGCUGGAAAUGUUCAUACAGCGUGGCUAUCCAGCGGUGUGACCUCUCACCUUUGAACCCUGAUUUGAAUUCUCUCCACCUGUACAACCCUCAAACACUCUUCUGAUGUGUUAAGCAACUUUGCAGAACAGUUUGAUGGAGAGCUGGUCGGAUGACAGCUGGAACUGUUGUCAUAACCGGAGGAAUACUGGCCACAGUGAUACUUCUGUGUAUCAUAGCUGUGCUCUGUUACUGUAGACUCCAGUACUACUGCUGUAAGAAGAAUGGGUCUGACAGCGGCUCCAUCUCUCAGCAACACUUCGCCUGCAAUGCCUGCAGUGUCUCUGGCCUGGACGGAUCGAUCAUCACCCCACUGUCCCUGUCGCCGCCAGAGCCGCCCAAAUCCUCCAACCCCACCAAAACCUCCGGGGGGCGUCGCAGCUACUGCCCCAGCUGCUCGCCCUACGACUCCCCCUUCUACAUCCGCACCACCGAUGAGAUGCGCAACGGUGGCGAGCGCAUCACCUACAUGCCCACACACUAUGACAACCAGGCGCUGGCGAUGCCACUGCCCGCUGUCCGAGGCUCCCUGCUGAGGGACACCCAGCGAGGGAGGCCUCCUGAUUUCUACACCAACACCCGAGCCAUCAGCACCGAGGUGUGAGCACCCCAUCACCCUUACACACAGACACACACCAGCACCCACCAUCAACACAACAAUAAUUUGGACUCCUAUUGCAGCUGCCAGUGAGGAUCUGCUGGAUGAAGGCUCACUGUUUUUGGAGGUUAAAUUAUCACGUUUAUUUAGGGGUUUUGAAUGUUUUAACUGAGAACUGUCUUGGCCAAUUGUGGUAAGUGGCAAGAAGGGGCCCCUUUCAAACCCAGUUCCCCACUUCAUACCCAUAAAUUUUAACUUUCCAUGUUCACAAGUAUACUGAUAAUUUUGUGAUUGAUAGUAGAUGUUAAACUGUCUGUAGGAAAACUUCCCUUUAUCCUCCCGCACGAAGGGUUUGGUUAUACACUGUUGACUGUUACUGUGUCUUUCCUGACUGAGGGCUAUUUUAGAUCAUCAUUUUUCCAAGCUCCAUAUCUUCCCAGUGACUGCCAAAAAUGAUGAAGUAUGUAGCAAAUAUGAAGCAAUUUUGACAUGCUAAGCAGAAUGAAAUGUAUCUGAAAACAGUGGCAAAGGAAAAGUCAACAUCUCCUGUGUAGUUUUGUGGAUCUCUGCAUAAAACGAGGAGGAGGGCGGACGAUUGAAGAUUUCUCUAUGCAAGCUGUCUAGCAAACUACCGCGGCUCUUCAUCUCCAGCCAUCUUCUUUCAGCAGUCUUCAUCUCCUCAACUCUCCCGGGGGAAUUCUGUGUGCACUGUAGUGAUAUAUUGUGAUGCUGCACAUGUAGAUAGACUUACAAGCAUUUAAAUCUGGAUCGUGGAUACGGCAGUUGAAAACCCCGCGGGCUCAUAGGUCCAGCUCUAAACCUCUUGUUUCUCCCCUGAUGUGGAAACCUGUGAACAAGCAAGGAUGCCUGAACCUUUGAAUGCAACACAGCGGUAAGCUUCGAAUGAACUGAGCGAAUUUCUCUUUACUGACAGAGAUGCAAAAAGUUUCAAAUGUAAAUAUUAACCGGAAAGCAAUGAACGCAUUUCUUGAUCCCAUCGUGUUCUUGGCAGAGAGAGAUGCACGCUGGGAUUUGAACUUGAUGCAUUUUGAAUGAGGGAGUGCCAUUUACUGGUUUGUGCUAUUUUGUCUGUACACUCCUUCUAUAUUCCUCUACUACUCUCAUGUUGAACCUUUGAAAUGCAAAUAACCAUGAAAUUUCCUCUCAUUCUUUUAUUUUUCACAUGGUGAGGAAGUCAAUGUACACAUUUAUGUGGUUGAAAAACUGUCUCACAGUGCUCAUUUUCUACCCAGCAUCGCUUGCCAUACACUAUAAUAUUUCCUGUGGUAACUGUCUUUAUAUUUCUGUGUACAGCAGGGUUCAGGUAAGCCGAAUAAACAGUGCAAGAAGCCUUUAGGACUUGCAGGGUGUGAUAAUGUUUGGAGAGUUUUGUGACAUUUUUGGAUAGUGCUGUCUUUCAAGCAUUUUUUCAGCAGUGCAUAAUUAGAACAAUUUUAUGAGCAACUGCUUCAUUUAUUUCUUGAUUAUUUUUUUUCCCAUCAAUGAAUUUCAUCAUUAAAUAGAUUCCAACUGCAGUGCCAUUACGCUGUGCAUCUUGAAACUUCUCAAAACCGCUUUAUGUCAGAAUUAGUUUUCUCUGGAUUAACUAACAUGAGCAAAUAAAUGUACAGAAGAUUGACAAAAUUAAAGUUUUUCGUUGAAGGUCAAUGUCUGAUCUGUAUUCAGUGAGAUAAAAACCUGUGUUUCUCCAUGUCACUGUCCACCAACACAGAUUUAUUGUCAUCAUUCAUUUAUUUAGCCAUUGUAUUUUAUUACUUAUUUAACCAAUUAACUUUGAAAACAUAACAAAAAAAGAUUUUUAGAAAUGUGGUUAAAACAGAAACUGUACACGAUAAAUACAGAAACAGUAAUAUUUAUUUGAUGGUGUUAACUUUUGACAAUUAAAGAUUUGUAACUGCUUGAA